UGCUCGAUCGGGCACAGUCUUCCGCGAGGCAGCCGUCACAGCCGCUUUUCUCCAUUCCUCUGAAGGAACAAGCCCAGAACUUGCCAUGGAAGUAACCGUGGAUGAUGUCAUGGUGCACGUCUCGGCCGAGGAGAAGCACACCUCGCCCGACUACAUGGACACCAGAGACGGGGAAAAACGUAGCCGCUCUUCUUCCUCAUCAUCGUCGUCCUCCAGCGACAAAGAAGAGCAAAAAAGUCAAGAGGAUGUGGAGGCCAAAGAGGUAUUGGCGAUAGAGAAGACUGCCGUCCAUGAGACCAAAGCAGAGGAGGUGAAUGGCGGAUCCAGACGCUCCUCUUCCUCCUCCUCCUCCUCCUCCUCAUCCUCCCGGGGAGCAGACAACGCCGAGGAUGGGAUGCUGAUGGCUUACAAGCACCAUGAGUCUGACUCCGAGGUGGCAAAGGAGAAGGAUUUGGUGGACUACAGCAUCAAGACAUUGGAGAACGUUGUCCUGGAUCAGAGUGCCCUCGCUCCGGUCGAUCCCGAGCAUCCUGAGAUCUCACUUUACGUCAAGGCGGGCAGCGAUGGUGAGAGCAUCGGCAACUGUCCUUUCUCUCAGCGCCUCUUCAUGAUCUUGUGGCUCAAAGGUGUCGUCUUUAACGUCACCACCGUGGACCUCAAGAGGAAGCCGGCGGACCUGAACAACCUGGCACCUGGCACCCAUCCGCCAUUCCUGACCUACAAUGGUGAUGUCAAAACAGAUAUCAACAAGAUAGAAGAAUUUCUCGAAGAAAUGCUGGCACCUCCAAAGUACCCCAAACUGUCAGCUAAGCAAAGGGAGUCCAACACAGCAGGCAAUGACAUCUUUGCCAAGUUCUCCGCUUUUAUCAAGAACACCAAGAUGGAUGCCAAUGACGCCUUGGAGAAAGGGUUGACAAGGUCCCUGAAAAAGCUGGACGACUACCUAAACAGUCCGCUGCCUGACGAGAUUGACAGCAACAGCAUGGAGGAAGAAAAGACAUCCAGAAGACGCUUCUUGGACGGAAACGAACUGACACUGGCCGACUGCAACCUGCUGCCCAAAUUGCAUAUAGUCAAGGUAGUGGCCAAGAAGUACCGCAACUACGACAUCCCCUCGAAUAUGACUGGCAUCUGGCGUUACCUGAAGAAUGCUGCCGCCCGUGACGAGUUCAACAACACGUGCGCCGCCGACUCCGAGAUCGAGAUGGCCUACAAGGACGUGGCCAAGAGGCUUGCCAAGUAGCCUUUUAGCAACCAAAACCAUCCCUUUUACACUUGGCCCUCCAGAGAUUUAUUAGUUUAAGGAUGCACAAAUGCACUCAAAUGUGACGGAUGGUCCCUAUCCCGCUGUCUGUAUUUAUUCCUCGUGACACAAUGCUCCCUUUCACAUGUGCUACGUAGCUUUGAGUCACAGACGCGUCGAGGCGCUUAGAUUUAUUUAUCCCCACGCCCGUGGACGUCUCGCCUGAUUCCAAUGUUUAUUAUUGAGCUCCCACUGCGCCACGUCUUCCCCUGAGACGGCGCGCCUACGAGCCGUCAACGUCAAUGUUCCCCUUGGUCGUCAUUAAACUCCACUUGUUCUGCCUCCUCACGCUUUUCUCUACUGUUAUUUCUUUCUUUUUUUUUAUAUGAAAGACUAAAAUACUUCAAGUCAGGCCAGCAGUUUUUGGGCCC
Molecule: messenger RNA, 1674 nt
Organism: Corythoichthys intestinalis (scribbled pipefish)
Lineage: Eukaryota; Metazoa; Chordata; Actinopteri; Syngnathiformes; Syngnathidae
Gene: clic5b
Product: chloride intracellular channel 5b
Exons: 6
Coding region: 86-1243 (385 amino acids)
Source: RefSeq, a predicted model, not a curated record